This is a messenger RNA of Tetrahymena thermophila SB210, 1854 nucleotides long. Its product is annotated as Wnt secretion Wnt-binding factor. NCBI's taxonomy places the organism in Eukaryota, Ciliophora, Oligohymenophorea, Hymenostomatida, Tetrahymenidae. The record is from RefSeq and is a predicted model, not a curated record. Gene Ontology annotation, molecular function: toxic substance binding. The transcript has 11 exons.
AUGCAACUGGUUUCGGAAAUUAGAAACAAUUAGCAAGAUCCUAACAUUUAAGCUGAGCAUCAUGUGCAUGAUUCGUCUUCAUUGAUAAAAAUAAAUGCAGAUAUUACAGAAAAUUAAAGGACUGUGGCCAUAUGGUGCUCAUUUUUUAUAAUCGUUGGCUUAUUGUAUGUGUUAACAUUUACAGUACCCGAUACAUUUGCUACAAUUUAUGAUAACAAUUUAAUUUAUGACUGUUCACACUUAAAAAAUAAUCCAAGUUUCUAAAAAGAUCCUUACUUGCGUUUUAUAUGCUACUAAUUUAACACUCAAGAUAAUAGAAAUUUUGGUGGAAUUGUAAGCGGAAUGUCAAGAAUGAAUUAAUUUUUAAUAGUUAGACUGGUUUUAAAGAAAUAACCUUAUGAUGUUUAGAAUGACAUCUAAAUGUAUGGCAAAUUCACUGGUCAUUUCUAUGAAUUAAACGAUGAUUAUACUAUUGACUCCAGAACAGACACAAAAAAAGGUCAUUAAUUUACUGCGAACUGUCCUAGUGGAAGUGUUUUUUGUGAUGAAAUAACUUUAAUUUAUCAUUCAAAAAUCGACCAUUCAAAUUAUGCAUUUGUUGUCCAUUUUGAUAGUGAUUUUUAAUGGGAUCUAAGUCCCUAAAUAGCUUUCUAACAUGAAUAUGUUAAUUCUGAUUAUACAAGCUUCCUUCUUGCUUUAAGAUAUACAUGUGUAAUAGUUUCUAUUAUUAUGACUAUCGCUUAUGUAAGAAAACUACAAAGAAUAAGUUAUUUUCACUGGGUUAUAGAGUAGCGUUUGAUUGUCCUUCUAAGUGGACUACUUAUUUUAUUUAACAAUCCUUUUUAUGCUACAACUAUUUUGAUACCUAAUAUGGCUUCAGCUUUUUUCGAUGUUUUCUUUUUAGUUAACUUUUUUGUCUGCCUUUUGGUAUUCUUUUUAGUAAUAUUAGAUAGAGUUAUAAAUGAAAAUGGAUAGAAGCUAUCUAAAGCCCUAGAUAAAAAAAAAAUAAUAUUUGCAUUUGUCAUUUAUAUCUUUUUACUUCUUACUUAUAUUGGUUUUUCUUACAACCACUUAGAUGAUCCUUAUACAAGCUUUUAAGAUUCAUUUGGAGGAUUUUAUGAUUUUUGCAAAUGGACUGGUGUAGUGAUAUUAGUUGCAUAUUUCCUCUACAUAAUUUACCUUUAUUACUGGGUAUUUAAAAGUUACAAUACAUUGAUCUGGAGAAAUAGGUUAUUUUCCUUAUUUUCAAUGUACUAUAUAGUUUGCUGUGCCUUGUUUGCUUUCAGUGGUUCUAUGGAUAUUUAUGGAUCAGUCGGUGGAAGAGCUCUCCUUUUUAUAACUAUUUUGAAUCUCUAUGUUUAUUACCUACAUUAUAUGUAUAGCUUUUCACCUUAAGGUUAUUAAGAGGCAUAGCAGAUAAUUAACUUAGAAGUUGGUAACAAGCCAUAAAUAUAUGAAGUUUUAGAUGACAGUUUGCAUGGUAUAGAUAUAGCAAGUCAAUAAGGAGAUCAUUAAAAUAUCUAGAAAUAAAAUAUUAACAAUCAGGAAUAAAUGUUAGCAUAAGACAUAUUUUAAUAGCAUUAACAAUUUAAUACCAAAAAGAAUGGAUAAGAGCAAGAAAUGUAAAAUUAUGCAAGCAAUAAAACACCAGAGAAAGCCCAUAAUUUUGAAUAAGAAUUUGCGAAUAACAGUAAUGAACAUCAAUCUUAGUAAAUAAAAGCAGAAACAGGAUAACAUAAAAACUCGAAGAGUAACGAAAAAUAUCAUAAGUAAAACGAAGAAGGCGAAAGCUAAGCAGAAAAUGGAGAUUUAGUUUUAAAUUUUGAUAAAGAUGAAGAGGAAGAAGAAUAUUGA